GACCCGGGAAAAGUCACGCCUGACUGCCAAGGCGCCGGAGCGCGCCGAUUGAGCCUGAGAGCGUCAGCCCAUUUCCAUAUCCCCCCCAGGGGCUUAUAUGCGUGGCUGAGAGCGAAGCAGAGCGACUCGGCGCGACACCUCGGACACCUUACGACUAGCAAGAACGAAGUCGUCCGUCUCGGUCCGGCUCGUGUGUUUUUUCGCCCAAACUCUGCGCAAACAGGCUUGAGAACAAGAAAAGGGAAGGAAAUUCAAAGAGAAGCGUGAUGCCAUCCAACAAGUACUCCUCCGCUAUCAUGGCGGAAAGUGACAAGAUGACAGCCACGGCUGCUGUGAAUGGGGACACGUCUGCAGUAGAAGGGUUAUCAGAGAAUAACAGUGGCCUGGAAAUGACCAAUGAGAAUAGCCCUCUGACUGGGGCAGAGCCUCCCUCACCUUUCAGCCCCAAACAGAACGGGGGUGCAGCAUCACCUGCAGAUGAGAGUGUGAACAGUCUGAGGAGGAAGAGGUCUCGGAAGCGUUCUGAUUCAGAGUAUGACAGCGUGUGGGACUCCUGCAGCGAGGAAAAGGCUGAUCUGGGCUCAGAUUGCGGCUCGGGACUCAGACAGACACCCCGUCCCAGGACCAUUUUCCAGGCAGGACUAACAGCUCACGCUAAACGGCGUAACAGAGAGAGGGGCCGUGGCAAGCAGGAGCCCACCAGCUUGGUCUCUUCUCUACCUGAAGGUCCCAGGCUGGAGCUGAUGGAGCAGGACUCUAAAGACUCAGCUCAAAGUAGCGCCACAUCCACCUCCAUGGCCAGCCAGCCUGAGUACAAUGACAAUAAGGGAUUUGGAAUAGGGGAGCUGGUGUGGGGUAAAAUUAAAGGCUUCUCCUGGUGGCCCGGGAUGGUGGUGCCCUGGAGAGCCACGGGGAAGAGGCAGGCGUCCCACGGCAUGCGCUGGCUUCAGUGGUUUGGGGACGGCAAGUUCUCAGAGGUUUCUGCGGACAAGCUGGAUUCCAUCACUGCCUUCUCCAAGUUUUUUAACCAGUCUUCCUACACCAAGCUGGCAUCAUACCGAAGAGCCAUAUUCCAGGCCCUGGAGAUGGCCAGUAUACGUGCAGAAAAGACAUUUCCUCCAUGUGAAUCUGAUAAUCCAGAGGACCAGGUGAAGCCCAUGCUGGACUGGGCUCACAGUGGCUUCCUGCCCAAGGGCAAGGAGGGCCUGAAACCUAGAGAGAACUCUGCUGAGUGCUGCUUGUUCCCGGCAGCUCCGGAGAGUGGGACGCUGCAGGCUCAGCUGCUGGAGUCCAAUCCACCAGAACUUGCGCCAUCCGCCAAGAGAGCCCGUCUCAGCCUCUGCAAGGCCAAGACCUCCAACGAGGACAUCUACAGCAGAGAACAAAUGGUUCAUGAAGUCUUGAAGAAUCACAGAAGUAUAGAAGAGUUCUGCCUGUCCUGCGGGAAGACGAGAGCAGCAACCUUCCACCCGCUGUUUGAAGGAGGCCUUUGCCAAGCGUGCAAGGAUAUAUAUCUAGAGAUCUCCUACAUGUACGAUGAUGAUGGAUACCAGUCGUAUUGCACGGUGUGCUGUGGAGGCCGAGAGGUGUUGCUGUGUGGGAACGCCAACUGCUGCAGGUGUUUCUGUGUGGACUGUCUGGACCUGCUGGUGGGCGCUGGAGCAUCAAACAGUGCGCGGGAUUUGGACCCGUGGCUGUGUUACAUGUGCCAGCCGCCGCAGCAGUACGGAGUGCUGAAGAGACGGCAUGACUGGAGCCUCAAACUGCAGGAGUUCUUCGUCAACGACAACGGACAGGAGUUUGAAAGCCCAAAAAUUUACCCAGCAGUCCCAGCAGAGCAAAGACGUCCAAUUAGAGUUCUCUCUCUGUUCGACGGCAUCGCCACAGGUUAUCUGGUGCUGAAGGACUUGGGCUUUAAGGUGGACAUGUACAUCGCCUCAGAAGUGUGUGAGGACUCUAUAUCUGUGGGGGUUGUCCGACAUGAAGGAAGAAUCAAAUAUGUGCACGAUGUUCGUAACAUCACCCGGAAAAAUAUUGCUGAGUGGGGACCGUUUGACUUGGUGAUUGGUGGAAGCCCCUGUAAUGAUCUCUCAAUAGUUAACCCAGCCAGGAAAGGCCUUUAUGAGGGGACUGGCCGCCUGUUCUUCGAGUUCUAUCGUCUGCUGAGCGAAGCAAAGCCAAAGGAAGGAGAAGACCGGCCCUUCUUCUGGAUGUUCGAGAAUGUGGUUGCAAUGGGCGUCAAUGAUAAACGAGACAUCUCCCGCUUCCUUGAGUGUAAUCCAGUGAUGAUAGACGCCAUUGAAGUGUCAGCUGCUCACAGAGCAAGAUACUUCUGGGGCAACCUGCCAGGAAUGAAUAGGCCUCUCUGUGCCUCCGGGAUGGAUAAGCUUGAGCUGCAGGACUGUUUGGAGCAUGGCCGCGUUGCCAAGUUUGGAAAGGUGCGUACCAUCACAACCCGCUCCAACUCCAUCAAGCAGGGUAAGGACCAGCACUUCCCCGUCAUCAUGAACGGCAAAGAGGACAUCCUGUGGUGUACAGAGCUGGAGAGGAUUUUCGGGUUUCCGGUGCAUUACACAGACGUGUCCAACAUGGGCCGUGGUGCCCGGCAGAAGCUGCUGGGUCGCGCCUGGAGUGUGCCAGUGAUCCGGCACCUGUUCGCCCCACUGAAGGACUACUUCGCCUGCGAAUAACUGCCCGGAAAAAAGAAAUCCCCAUCCACUGAGCCCAAUGUCACACUGCUUUCACAUCACAAAACGGGGCACUGAACGGCCUCACAAAAUACUGAGGAGCAUGUGAGGCUCCGUCGCCGUUUCAUUUCCAGAGAGAGGAUAACUUUAAAGCAGCCCAAGUAAGCUUUUGUCCAGCAGGCGGUGCUGUAGCUGUGAGCCAAUGAGCCUUGCGUUUUAUUUUCAAAAGCCCUGCUGAAGGGAAGACAAGGAUGCCAUUUUCUGACCAUGAAGCAAAUUCAAGCUGGUAAAGUGCUACACAUUAGUACUUCAUUUUCAGGGAGCUAAUUCUCAUGGUGGUGCCUUUUCUACCUUUUUAUGGACAAAAAGUCUGUUGGACAGGUUUGAAGAUCUCAUCUCAGUGGACAAAGCUGACAUUCUGGCAAAUAAGCUAAUAUUUCACUUGACGGUCGUGCACUGAGGAUUAUAGGGCAUUGUAUAAGUUAUAUACCAGAGUGUUUUUUUCCCCCAAAAGUUUCAGAGUAAGCAGACACUGAAUAUCAAAUACACUGGUAUCUAAAAAUUAUAUUAGUAUAUUUCUGCAAGGACAUCUCUCUUUGUUUGCGGUCCGUUUUCCAGAAUGGACAUUCAGUUCCUCUGACUUACUGUCACUGUCGAGAGACUGCUUUAAUAUUUUGAAUAGAAAAAAACAUUUUAAAGUACCGUAACCUUUUUUGUUUCAAAUAAAACAAGUGAAAUGUCAGAAAUUCGCCAAAAUGUCAGAGAUGUCCAUUUAAAACUAGUGGAUUUCUGCAUGGGACUAAAAAAAGGAGUCAGUCAUGCCAAAGAUCACAAAGAUCAGACGACAUUGACUUUGAGUUUUAAUUUCAGCUUUGUGGUUUCUACACUCUUCAAUCUAGUUUUCUAGAUUUUGUUUUAGGUUUUGUUUUCAAUAGUAACAUCAAUGCUGCCAGGGCGAGGCGGCUUUUAGAGAUACAGUGUCAUCCACAUUUUCUCUCGUUGUCUUUUAGCUCAGUGGACCAUUGAUGGGAUGCUGUUUCAUGUGUGAUGAGAAGGGACUCUUUUGUGUCUUUUGACAAGCAUUCGUGUUCUCUUCCUUGUACUGUAGGUUUAAUCUCAAGGAAAUACUUGAAAAGAAUGAGUCAGUGCAAAAACUAAGCUGUGAGCCCACAAAAAAUACUUUUACAAAGACGUUUUAACAGAAUCCAUGCUGUAGGAAAGCUAAAUGGUUUUACUCUGUACAGUUUUAUUCCAGUUGGUUGACCUAAGGUGCUGAUUUAGUUAGACUUUUAAAAUAGUAAGAAUAGUAAGAAAAAUAUAUGUAAAGGAACUGCAAAAAAUACGGCAAAAAAAUGGCAGUCAUGGGCAAAAAUUUAAAUACUGACCACCAAAUUACAUAUGGUGUCCAAUUUUUUGUUUAAGUUAACACACCCUCUACAAGAAACCAGCUUUAAAUAUCACGUUUAUCUGGCAAUAUUUAGUGCACACUUUCUAUUUAUUUGCUGAGUUUGGAUUUAGUUUUAGUAAUUUUUUUUUUUUUAAAUUCAACAAAAAAUCUAAAAUGUUCCACAGGCUUUGCACAAGCCACAUGUUGUUGUGUUUUUUUAGGAAUAUGUUAAAUUCAACAAAUAAACAGAAAUUGUGCAUUAAAUUGAUGAGAACAGUGUUCUUUAUAGAGGAUGUGUAAUUUUCAAAACAUUAAUUUGACCAGCAGGACACAAAUAUUGGCACAUAAAUCUAGCAUGUAUGUGU
Messenger RNA from Pygocentrus nattereri (red-bellied piranha), 4439 nucleotides. RefSeq names its product DNA (cytosine-5-)-methyltransferase 3 beta, duplicate b.1 (gene dnmt3bb.1). The record is from RefSeq and is a predicted model, not a curated record. The transcript is spliced from 22 exons. Gene Ontology annotation, molecular function: DNA binding; DNA (cytosine-5-)-methyltransferase activity, acting on CpG substrates. The coding region runs from base 267 to 2690 and encodes 807 amino acids. Gene Ontology annotation, biological process: negative regulation of transcription by RNA polymerase II. NCBI's taxonomy places the organism in Eukaryota, Metazoa, Chordata, Actinopteri, Characiformes, Serrasalmidae. Gene Ontology annotation, cellular component: nucleus.